Molecule: messenger RNA, 5442 nt
Organism: Loxodonta africana (African savanna elephant)
Lineage: Eukaryota; Metazoa; Chordata; Mammalia; Proboscidea; Elephantidae
Gene: ARHGEF2
Product: Rho/Rac guanine nucleotide exchange factor 2
Exons: 22
Coding region: 2308-5250 (980 amino acids)
Biological process (GO): regulation of Rho protein signal transduction; positive regulation of neuron differentiation; cell morphogenesis
Cellular component (GO): cytoskeleton; ruffle membrane
Molecular function (GO): guanyl-nucleotide exchange factor activity; microtubule binding
Source: RefSeq, a predicted model, not a curated record
AGGCUGCCUCCCAGACAAUAGCGCUAGGCAGUGCCAGGGCGGCUGGUUGCGGGGCAGUGCCCGUGCCGGGAUGUGCUGCUGCUGUGGCUGCUGCCCGCUGCUGGCCCACCUAGAGAGGGGGUCACUCCAAGAGAGGGUGAGUGUCAGGAGGUGGAGGAGGCAGGGGCCAGAGUUCUUGGGUUGUCACUUUGUGGGGCAUCAGUGCCAGAGGAGACGGGCCACUAGAGACCCCAUCCUCUGGCUACUCUGUUCUCUCCCUUCGUUUCCUCGCCCCUAUCAGAGCUGGCUGGGCAGGUGAGUGGUCAUGGAAAUCUGAGGGUGGAGGGCUGGGGUGGAGGCAGGGUGAGGAAAGGGGAGUUCUAACAGCAUUAGGCAGGCAGGUCUGCAGAUCGAAGCUGACCCUGAUCCAGACAGAUACUAUUCUUAUGCACAUCUUUGUUUGUUGGUUUUUAUUUGAAACGUAACAAGUGCUCAGACUUUUUUUUUGUGCCACAGAGAAGGCUGGGAGUGCAGGAGAGAAGGCAGCACAUGUGGCAGUGACAGGAUACUUGAACUUGGCCUUUGAGGUCUUUAAGGUUCAGAGGAAGGGAAUUGACCUAAAUAAAGAACUAUAAUUUGGAGCAAGACAAAUGAAGAAUUUUCUAGUGGCCCAGGUAGGUAGGUAAAAGAGGCAGGCUGGAACAUUAGCUAGCUUCAGGUCAGUUUCCUCAGCAGGUCUGGGUGGAGGAGAGCUGGCCUGCACCUGUGGAGGGUGGGGUGGGGCAGUGAGGAGCCAGAAGGGAGAGGCCGAGAGCAGUAGAGAAUAGUGGGCUAUCGAGAAGGGGAAGGCGAGAAGGGGAAGGCAGACGUAGAGGAAGGGAAGAUCAUGAGAUAAGAAGAAGGGAGGAAGUGGGAAGGAGACUAGGAAAUAGGAAGAGAAGGAAGAAAGAGGAGGAGAGGAGAAAAGAAGAAUAAAUGCUGGAGGGAGGCGUGAGGAGAGAGAAAAGAAGGGAACAAUCUCAACAGCUCUGAGCUAUGCUUAUCACCAGGCAAACCUAGAGCCUCUGAGGAAAGGCAGGAAAGAGAAGGCUCUUGGGCCACCAGGAAGCCAGGAGACCGUAGGGCACUGAGGCUCAGUGCCCUCUGGCCCCUGCACUGCUGACUCAGCCCCUCCACACUUCCCUUUUCUGCCCAGAACCCUGGCCAGUGCAGCUCUUCCCCUCCCCCACCUCUUCCCCCCUAGGGUUGCGGGGUGGCUGGAGCUGUGAGUCAAAACAUGUCUCCUGAGGUCCGGGGCCCCAGCCAGUGUUCCUCAGCAUUAUGGAUCCUGCUCUUUGAUUCCUGAGAGGCAAGGAACCCUUGGAAGGAAUGGUCUUGUCAGCUUCUAUUCCCCCUCUCCGUCCUCCAAAAGUAGAGGGAAAAUCCAGGGAUCGGAGGUUACAACUGUGGAAGGUCCUGGAAGGGGCAGGAAGAAGGGUAUCUCCAUCUUCCCACCUUUCCACCUUCUCAAGCUUGAAACGGUCAGGGGGAGUGACUUGGGGAGGCCAGGAGGAAGCAGGAAGAGGAGAAAGCUGAAGAGGAAGGCACCAGCCUCAGAGGCUCUGAGGAUGGACACGUGCUGUGUUCUGUCUCUAUGGAGACCAAAGCCAGAAGGGCUGACAUUGCAGCUGGAGGAUGGAGGGUAGAUGUCAGAAGGGACUUCCUAGGAUGGGGAGACUAAUUGGGCAAGGAGGAAUAGUGGCAGUUCUCCUAGGUUUUAGUUUCUGUGGAGGGCAGUAUGAGAGGGAAGUGAUUGAUAUCAGAAACAGGGGUAACAAUUAGACUGCAGGAGAGACUUCCUGCCAGGAAUAACCACAAUGACUGAACCCAGAGAGUGGGAGUAACCUGAGGCCAAAACUAGGCUCCUCUUGCUUUCAAGUUAGUGGGGGACAUGUUACCUCUCAGAGAGACAUUUCCAUUGGCUGAUGUUUGUGGAAGAAGUAGAGGUUUGCGGUGCUGACCUGGGCUGGGGGAGGCACUGGAGGCGUUCUGCCCCCUUCAGCCAAUCUAAUAAGGGGAUCUUCUGCCCCUCCACCCCAGCCCCUCCCUCCUCCCCCAGUGUGACUGCCACAGAGACAGCGGCUCCAACACCGGUUGUCAUGGUUAUAAGAGGAGCUAACUCCCAUAGAUUUGAAAACGCUGGUGAGCUGGCACCCUCUGCUUCGCCUGCUCUCCCCUCCUCUCUGCGCAUCUUCCCCCCGGCACAGAGAAGAGAGUACAGCAGCUCGGGGGCGAGCAGAGCUGGGGCUGGGAGGUGGAGUGAGGACGCCGAGGUCUAGAGCCAGGGAGAUGAGCGGCAACAGGAGGCAGCCCAGCCGCAGGGGCCAGACCCGGGAAAAGGAGAGGAUGAGGGAAGCCAAGGAUGCCCGCUAUACCAAUGGGCACCUCUUCACCACCAUCUCAGUUUCGGGCAUGACCAUGUGCUAUGCCUGCAACAAGAGCAUCACAGCCAAGGAAGCCCUCAUCUGCCCAACCUGCAAUGUGACUAUCCACAACCGCUGUAAAGACACCCUCGCCAACUGUACCAAGGUCAAGCAGAAGCAACAGAAAGCUGCCUUGCUGAAGAGCAACGCUGCCUUGCAGUCUGUUUCACUUCGCUGUAAGACAACAACCCGGGAGCGGCCCACCUCUGCUAUCUACCCCUCGGACAGCUUCCGGCAGUCCCUCCUGGGCUCCCGCCGCGGCCGCUCCGCCUUGUCUUUAUCCAAGAGUGUUUCUACCACCAACAUUGCUGGACACUUCAAUGAUGAGUCCCCCCUGGGCCUGCGCCGGAUCCUCUCACAGUCCACAGACUCCCUCAACAUGCGAAACAGAACCCUAUCAGUGGAGUCCCUCAUUGAUGAAGGUGCAGAGGUGAUUUACAAUGAGCUGAUGAGUGACUUUGAGAUGGAUGAGAAGGACUUUGCAGCUGACUCUUGGAGCCUUGCAGUGGAUAGCAGCUUUCUGCAGCAGCACAAAAAGGAGGUGAUGAAGCAGCAGGAUGUCAUCUACGAGCUGAUCCAGACGGAGCUGCACCACGUACGGACGCUGAAGAUCAUGACCCGCCUCUUCCGCGUGGGGAUGCUGGAAGAGCUGCAGCUGGAGCUAGGUGUGGUGCAGGGCCUGUUCCCCUGCGUGGACGAGCUCACUGAAAUCCACACACGCUUCCUCAGCCAGCUGUUGGAACGCCGACGGCAGGCUCUGUGCCCUGGCAGCACCCGGAACUUCGUCAUCCAUCGUUUGGGAGACCUGCUCAUCAGUCAGUUCUCAGGCCCUAGCGCAGAGCAGAUGCGUAAGACCUACUCGGAGUUCUGCAGCCGCCACACCAAGGCCUUAAAGCUCUAUAAGGAGCUAUAUGCACGAGACAAACGCUUCCAGCAGUUCAUCCGGAAGGUGACCCGCUCGGCUGUGAUGAAGCGGCAUGGGGUACAAGAGUGCAUCCUGCUGGUGACCCAGCGCAUCACCAAGUACCCGGUGCUCAUAAGCCGGAUCCUGCAGCAUUCCCACGGAAACGAAGAGGAGCACCAGGACCUGACGAUGGCACUGGGGCUAGUGAAGGAGUUGCUGUCCAAUGUGGACCAGGAUGUGCACGAGCUGGAGAAGGGGGCCCGCCUGCAGGAGAUCUACAACCGCAUGGAUCCCCGUGCUCAGACCCCAGUGCCUGGCAAGGGUCCCUUUGGCCGAGAGGAGCUUCUGCGGCGCAAGCUACUCCACGAUGGCUGCCUGCUCUGGAAGACAGCGACCGGGCGCUUCAAAGAUGUGUUGAUGCUGCUGAUGACGGAUGUGCUAGUGUUUCUCCAGGAGAAGGACCAGAAGUACAUCUUCCCUACCCUGGACAAGCCCUCAGUGGUCUCGCUGCAGCAACUAAUCGUACGGGACAUCGCCAACCAGGAGAAAGGGAUGUUUCUGAUCAGCUCAGGCCGCCCCCCGGAGAUGUAUGAGGUCCACACAGCAUCCCGCGAUGACCGGAGCACCUGGAUCCGCGUUAUCCAGCAGAGUGUGCGAGUGUGCCCAUCUAGGGAGAACUUCCCCCUGAUUGAGACAGAGGAUGAGGCUUACCUCCGGCGAAUCAAGCUGGAGCUGCAGCAGAAGGACCGGGCACUGGUGGAGCUGCUGAAAGAGAAGGUUGGGCUGUUUGCUGAGAUGACCCAUUUCCAGGCCGAAGAGGAUGGCAGCAGUGGGAUGCCCCUGCCAGCCCUGCCCAGGGGCCUCUUCCGCUCCGAGUCCCUCGAGUCCCCUCGUGGAGAGCGACUGCUGCAGGAUGCCAUCCGUGAGGUGGAGGGCCUGAAAGACCUGCUGGUGGGGCCUGGAGUGGAGCUACUCUCAACGCCCCGGGAACCAGCCCUGCCCGUGGAACCAGACAGCAGUGGUAACACGAGUCCUGGGGUCACUGCCAAUGGUGAGGCCAGAACCUUCAAUGGCUCCAUUGAGCUCUGCAGAGCAGACUCAGACUCCAGCCAGAAGGAUCGAAAUGGAAAUCAGCUGAGAUCUCCCCAGGAGGAGGUGUUACAGCGAUUGGUCAGUCUCUAUGGACUUCUGCAUGGCCUACAGGCGGCUGUGGCCCAGCAGGACACUUUGAUGGAAGCCCGGUUCCCUGAGGGCCCUGAGCGGCGGGAGAAACUGUCCAGAGCCAACUCUCGGGAUGGGGAGGCUGGCAGGGCCGGGACUGCCCCUGUAGCUCCUGAAAAACAGGCCACAGAACUGGCACUACUGCAGCGGCAACACGCGCUGCUGCAGGAGGAGCUGCGUCGCUGCCGGCGGCUCGGAGAGGAGCGGGCGACAGAGGCCAGCAGCCUGGAAGCCCGGCUCUGGGAGAGCGAGCAGGCCCGGGCUUUGCUGGAGCGGGAGGCUGAAGAGGCCCGCAGGCAGCUGGCCGCCUUGGGCCAGACUGAACCGCUCCCGGCUGAGGCCCCCUGGGCCCGUAGAGCUCUGGAUCCUCGGCGGCGUAGCCUUCCUGCAGGCGAUGCCCUGUACUUGAGCUUCACCCCCCCACAGCCUAGCCGAGGCCAUGACCGCCUCGAUCUGCCUGUGACUAUCCGCUCCAUCCAUCGGCCCUUUGAGGACCGAGAGAGGCAGGAGCUGGGCAGUCCUGAGGAACAGCUGCAAGACAGCAGUGACCCAGACACCGGCAGCGAGGAGGAAGGUAGCAGUCGUCUGUCGCCACCCCAUAGUCCACGAGACUUCACUCGAAUGCAGGACAUCCCUGAGGAGACGGAGAGCCGCGAUGGGGAGCCUAUAGCCUCAGAGAGCUAAGGGGGCCCCUCCCCUGUCCUAUGCCCCUGUGAAGAACAUUACUGAGUGGGGCAAACCUUGGGAACUCCAGUCUACCAAUGGUGAGGGGGCAUUUGAAAGAACUGCUGAUUGUCCUUGCCAGCUCUUGGGAUCCUUGGAUACCUGGGGCCAUUUAGGAACCUGGGGGAGUUAGGCCACAGUGCCCCCUGGUGG